AGAGGGACUUCACUUCUGAGCAGUCCUGGGUGUCCAAGGAGAGCAUCUCUGAUUGUGUAGGCUUCCCUCCUUGUCCCUUCAGAGUGAUCCGGGGACUCUAGUCUGUGUUCUGCUCCCUUAUGGCCACCGGAGCUUAGUCCCUACCAAAGCCUCUCUCAGAAAGAGUUACUUGCUUUGUUUCUACCUUGAAAGGAACGGAAGAACCCGAGGCCGAGGAGGCACAGUACCUUCCUGUUUUGAGAGUCGUGUACCCUCGGAAAGUUGGUGACAAUGUUCAUUUUGUGUGUGUUGGUGACUGGGGUAUCUGCCCUCACCACUUCAUCAGUGGUACCCACAGAAAGGGCUUCUGGAUCCCCUGUCACGUCAGAGAACCACACAGUGCUUGAAGACAACUGCCUAUUCCGUGGCAGAGACUUCAAAUCUGAAUUCAGGCUGGAAGGCGAACCUGUGACUCUGAGGUGCCCUCUGAAGUGGCCUCAUUCAGAUGCUUCUGCCAGUUUCUAUCCUUUUCUGACCUGGCAUAAAAUGAACUCCUCUCAGCUGAUCCCAGGAGAUGAGCCAAGGUUGUGGGUGAAGGAUGCCACCCUCUGGGUUCUACCUGCAGUGCAGAAGGACUCUGGUACCUACAUUUGCACAUUCAGAAAUGCAUCUCACUGUGAGGAAAUGUCCAUAGAACUCAAGGUUUUUAAGAACACUGAAGCAUCUCUGCCACUUAUCUCCUACUCGCAAAUCUCAUCUGUCUCAACCACCGGGCUACUAGUGUGCCCUGACCUGAAAGAAUUCAUCCCCAACAAAGCUGAUGGAAAGGUGCAGUGGUAUAAGGGCUCUGUCCUUUUGGAUAGAAACAGUAAGAAAUUUCUAAGAGUGGGAGACGGGACACACAUACUGAUAGCCAACACAUCCAUGGAGGAUGCCGGCUAUUACAGAUGCAUUGCGACAUUUAUCCACAAGGGCAAGGAAUACAACAUCACUAGGAAUAUUAAACUCCGUGUCGAAGAAGCAUCCACGGAAACCAUCCCUGUGAUUAUUUCUCCCCUAGAGACAAUACCAGCAUCCCUGGGGUCAAGGCUGAUAGUCCCGUGCAAGGUGUUCCUGGGAACUGAUGCAUCUUCCAACACCAUUGUGUGGUGGAUGGCUAACAGCACAUUUAUCUCCGUGGCCUACCCAAGAGGCCGAGUGACCGAGGGGCUAUACCACGAAUAUUCAGAGAAUCAUGAGAACUAUAUGGAAGUGUCACUGAUUUUUGAUCCAGUCACAAGAGAGGAUCUGAACACAGAUUUUAAAUGUGUUGCCAAGAAUUCAAGGAGUGUUCAGUCACUCCAUACCACAGUCAAAGAAGUCUCCUCUACAUUCUCCUGGGGCAUUGCACUGGCACCCCUGUCACUGGUCUUCCUGGUUGUGGGAGGAAUCUGGAUGCACAGACGGUGUAAACAGACAUAUGGACUGACCAAGCUACGGACUGACAACAAGGACUUCCCUUCCAGCCCAGACCAAAUAAAGGAAAUGAAAUAA
Messenger RNA from Cricetulus griseus (Chinese hamster), 1512 nucleotides. Lineage: Eukaryota; Metazoa; Chordata; Mammalia; Rodentia; Cricetidae. The record is from RefSeq and is a predicted model, not a curated record.